Messenger RNA from Populus nigra (black poplar), 1048 nucleotides. Its product is annotated as fasciclin-like arabinogalactan protein 12. Lineage: Eukaryota; Viridiplantae; Streptophyta; Magnoliopsida; Malpighiales; Salicaceae. The transcript has a single exon. Bases 70 to 885 code for a protein of 271 amino acids. The record is from RefSeq and is a predicted model, not a curated record.
CUAAGAUCGAACUCAAUUUGCGUUAGCAUUUUUUAAUUAUCUCUAGCAUUAUACCGUGGAAACUUAAAGAUGAAGCAACAGUACUCAAUCUUCUCAUUUUCAAUGCUCCUUCUUUCCCUUUGUUAUAUCAAUACCUUUGCCCAGUCACCAACAGCAGCCCCAGCACAGGCACCAGCAGUAAUCGUAGCACAACCUCCAGUCGCAACCCCAACACAGGCUGCUGCACCACACGGCAUCACCAACGUCACCAAAAUCCUUGAGAAGGCUGGCCACUUCAUGAUCUUUAUCCGCCUUUUGAGAUCCACCCAAGAGGAAAACCACUUGUUCUCCGCGCUCAAUGAUUCCAACACUGGUAUAACCAUCUUUGCACCGACAGAUAGUGCAUUUUCGGAACUCAAAUCAGGAACUCUCAAUACUCUAAGCGAUGGAGACAAGUCUGAGUUGGUGAAGUUCCACGUAGUUCCAACAUUUCUAUCGACUUCCCAGUUCCAGACCGUAAGUAAUCCUCUUGGAACAUGGGCUGGAACAGGUAGUAGGUUACCACUUAAUGUCACAAGUUAUCCAAACUCGGUGAACAUAACCACAGGACUUACCAAUACAAGUUUAUCUGGCACGGUUUACACGGACAACCAGCUAGCCAUUUAUAAGAUCGAGAAGGUGCUACUUCCUAAGGACAUUUUUGGAUCCAAUGCUCCAGCUCCAGCACCAGUACAGGCACCUGCACGAGAAAAACCUACUAAGGCGGUUCCUGCUGCUAAUGUAGAGAGUCCUGUUGCUCCUGUGGAUAUAUCUAGCGCAGUUACGUUUAUGCAUAAUAAUGUGGUUGUUGGAUCACUCGUUAUAGUUGCUGCUGCAAUGUUUGCUUGUAAUGUAGAAGGGUUUUGAAACUUGAGAGGAGAUAUGUUGGGCUUGGUUCCGGUUUUGUUUCAUGAUUUUGUUGACUUUGGAUUCCUGUUGAAAUUUGAAUAAUUCAAAUUUUACUUUGAAUCCAGGUUGUAUGAUUUGAGCUUGUGGUUAAGAUGGAAUUUUGAGAAUUUAUUUAAUUUCU